Molecule: messenger RNA, 6420 nt
Organism: Prinia subflava (tawny-flanked prinia)
Lineage: Eukaryota; Metazoa; Chordata; Aves; Passeriformes; Cisticolidae
Gene: NELL1
Product: neural EGFL like 1
Exons: 18
Coding region: 119-2281 (720 amino acids)
Biological process (GO): positive regulation of ossification; regulation of osteoblast differentiation
Cellular component (GO): cytoplasm
Molecular function (GO): heparin binding; calcium ion binding; protein kinase C binding
Source: RefSeq, a predicted model, not a curated record
CCCGACCCGCUCCGCGCCGCCGAGGCUGCGCUGGGCUCCGCCGCGCUCGGUGCGGCUCCGCAGCAGCUGCCGGCGGCCGGGGAGGGAGGCAGCGGGCGCCGCCGCCCGCGCCGCGCCGAUGGCUCUCCUGCUGCUCCUCUGGGCGUGUGCGGCCGCCGCCGGGGCAGCUGUAGGGUUUGGAAUGGAUCCUGACUUACAAAUGGAUAUCAUCACAGAGCUGGAUCUGGUGAAUUCAACGCUGGGGGUGACACAAGUGGUGGGACUGCACAACGCCAGCAAAGCAUUUCUAUUCCAAGAUACAGAAAGAGAAAUCCACGCAGCACCCCACGUGACUGAGAAGUUAAUGCAGCUCUUCCAGAACAGAAGUGAUUUCACCUUUCUGGCCACUCUGCAACAAAAGCCAUCAACUUCUGGAGUUAUAUUGUCCAUCCGAGAGCUGGAGCACAGCUGCUUCGAGCUGGAGAGCAGCGGCCUGCGGGACGAGGUGCGGCUGCACUACCGGAGCGGCGGCAGGAGCAGGACGGAGGUGUUCCCCUUCCGCCUGGCCGACGGGCAGUGGCACAGGGUGGCCGUGUCCCUCAGCGCCUCGCACCUUCUGCUGCACGUGGACUGCAACAGGAUUUAUGAACGUGUCAUUGAUCCCCCAGAAACGAAUUUAACACCUGAAAGCAGCUUAUGGCUGGGACAGAGGAACAGGAAACAUGGUUUCUUUAAGGGUGUUAUCCAAGAUGUGAAAGUCAUCUUUAUACCUAAUGGAUAUAUAACACAGUGUCCUAAUCUGAAUCGCACAUGCCCAACCUGCAGUGAUUUCUUAAGUCUGGUGCAAGGAAUCAUGGAUUUGCAAGAACUCCUGGCAAAAAUGACUGCUAAAUUAAAUUAUGCAGAAAGAAGACUGAGUCAAUUGGAAGACUGUCAUUGUGAGAAGACUUGUCAAGUAAAUGGACUCAUCUACAGAGACAAAGACUCCUGGGUUGAAGAUGAUCACUGCAGGAACUGCACAUGCAAAGCAGGAGCCGUGGAGUGCCGCAGGGUGUCCUGUCCCCCUCUGGAGUGUCCCCCCGACGCCCUCCCCGUGCCCGUGGGGAGCCGCUGCUGCCAGGAGUGCCGGGCCAAGUGUAUCUUUGGAGGCAAGGUGCUGGCAGAAGGUCAGCGAGUGCUCACCAAGAGCUGCAGGGAAUGUCGAAAUGGAGUUCUAGUAAAAGUAACAGAGACCUGUCCCCCGCUGAACUGCUCAGAAGAAGAUCAGGUUCUUCCAGAGAACCAGUGCUGCAGGGUUUGUAGAGGCCAUGACUUCUGUGCAGAGGGUCACAGGUGUGGUGACAAUUCCGAGUGCAGGAACGGGGACACCAAAGCCACCUGUGAGUGCAGGAGCGGCUUCCUCUCUGUGCCAGGGGACCCUGCAGGCUGUGAAGACAUUGAUGAGUGUGCUGCCCAGCUGCACUACUGCCACGCCAACACCGUGUGCGUGAACCUGCCCGGCUCCUACCGCUGCGACUGCGCUGCGGGCCACGUCCGCGUGGACGACUUCUCCUGCACAGCACUGUGUGAAGAAGGGUGCAGGAAUGGAGGAACUUGUGUAGCUCCUAACAAAUGUCUCUGCCCUUCUGGAUUCACUGGCAGUCACUGUGAGAAAGAUCUCGAUGAGUGUGCCUUAAAGACCCACAGCUGCUGGAAUGACUCAGCCUGUGUGAACCUGGCAGGAGGCUUUGAGUGCCUCUGCCCCCCCGGGCCCUCCUGCACUGGAGACUGUCCCCACGAAGGUGGCCUCAAGCGGAACGGGCAGGUGUGGACCCUGCGGGAGGACAGGUGCUCCGUGUGCUCCUGCCAGGACGGGAGGAUCUUCUGCCGGAGGACGGCCUGCGACUGCCGCAGCCCCGGCGCUGACCUCUUCUGCUGCCCCGAGUGCGACAGCCGCGCCACCAGCCAGUGCCGGGGCCAGAGCGGGCAGCGGCUCUACCGCAGCGGGGACACCUGGAGCCACGGCUGCCAGCGCUGCCGCUGCCUGGAAGGAGAGGUGGAUUGCUGGCCCCUGGAGUGCCCGCCCCUGGACUGCGAGUACACGGCCAUCUCCGAAGGAGAGUGCUGUCCCCACUGUGUCAGUGACCCCUGCCUGGCUGACAACAUCACCUAUGACAUCAGGAAAACCUGUCCAGAUGGCUUGGGCAUCACGAGGCUCAGCGGGGCUGUGUGGACCAUGGUGGGAUCUCCUUGUACCACCUGCAAGUGCAAGAACGGGAGCGUCUGCUGCUCGGUGGAUGUGGAGUGUCUCAGCAAUAACUGAGCCCGGCUGCCGUGCAGGGAGGAGCUGCUGAGCUGCACCCAGGGGAGGCCGUGGGCCCUGCUGUGGGCACAGCAGACAGUCCCCAACGCCCUGCCCCAGGAGGGGCUUUGGAGCUGCCUUUGGCACCCGGCACUGCCCCGUCCUCGCUGCCCUCGGCCAGGGGCCUCCGGAGCAGCGCACAGGAACCAGGGGCUGCUGCAGUGUGCAGUGCUGUAAAUCACACACCUUUCCUGUCCAGAGACUACAAAUAUGUGUAAAUUAUUCCAUGGGUACACUGAUGCUGUAUUUUUGUUUUACUCUGUGUAUUGACGACAUGGAUAGAAUUCAGCUCCUCUUCCUUUGGAUCUAGAUUUUACAGAUGAGACAGCCCGUCGUGAUUUUGUCCCAUGAUGUCACACACUUGGUUCCAAGGUCCCUGUUAGCUGUAUUUAUGAAAAUAUGUAUGUAUGUACAGUCAGAUUGCAUAGUACUUCUAUUUCACAGCUGUCCAGCAUUUUAAAGCAUUCAAAGGUAUGGAUGGAAUGAAAGGAAUAAGUCUGUCUGAAACUGUAAAAUUAAAUGCCAUGAACUGAAGGAAAUGGCAGAAUGAGCACUUUCUUCUCCAAACAUGCAGAGCAGCAACGAGACCUCUGCAGUGAGAAAUGGAACUAAAACUGCAUCCCACUGCCAAUCCAACACAUAUUCAAGAAGGAAUCACCAUUAUUAUGUUCUGUUGAGUAUAAUUCCUCUGGAUUGUACAGUGCUAGAACAGUCAGAGACCCUUAAGAUGAUCUAGUUUGAGUUGGGCAUAGUUUAAGUUAAAUAUAUUUAAGUUGAGUAGGUUAGAAUUUGCUUGCAUUUGUAGCAUCCCUGAUGAGUUCAGGAUUUUUCCUCUUUUGUGUUUGCAGUGCUGAUGGUGUCUGUCAUCCUCUGUCACUGCUGCCACAGUGACAAAGAGCAGAGCCCCUGUUCCAGCCACACGCAGGGCAGGGACCUGAAUGCUUGGAAAUUCCAUUACCAACAGCUCAGAAACAGAUUUUAUCCUUCCACAUUAUAUGACAUUCAAAAAUACUUAAAUGUGCUGUGUUGUUGAGGACCUAAGUUUAGACAGGGAUUUAAAUCAAGACUCUUUGCCCUGUAUGGAGGUUAAAGCUUAGAUUGUCUUCAGCUAAUGUGGAUUUUUUCCAUGAGGCUGGAAAGUUUGUGGCAUUAGGACAGGAAUGUAUUUCUAUGGCGAUGCAUCUACAGCUUAAAUGUCACAUUUUUAAUGUGCUGUUGUGUUUUGUUCUGCUCAUUUGUGCAGUUUUUUUGGUUUUUCAUUUUGUUUAUUUAAUUAAAUACUGGCUAUAUGGAAAAGAUUGCAGAAAUGAGUAUGGUGGCUACAGUUUGGAAAGUCUGCAUUUGUGAGUUCUUCAUAGUUUCAUGCAGAAAAUGUGAAACUGAUUAAUAAGAAAGAAGUGUGACUCUACAGUGAAAACAUGAGUUGUCUUUUAAAUGAGGUACUGUUAUAAGGGGACAGUGGCAAAGAAUAUAAAAUUACUUUCAGUCACUCAGAUAACUUUAUUCCAAUUUUUUAAACAAGGUUUGUUUUAGUUAACAGCUUUGUGUGGUAAAGUUAAAUUUAUUUUCUUAAAAUGCCCCAUCAUUUUCAGCUGAUAAUGUAUUGACUCUACUUGCAUUGCCCUGAUGAUUGUACAGUAAGGGAAAGAGUUGUGUUUUAUAUGAUACUCACAGGAUGUUUGUAAAUCAUGAUGUCAGUUCAUUUUGUACAUCCCAUUGUCAAACCCAAUGGUAAUUCAGCUGGCUAAGACACCCAGUGGGCUGAGAUAUGAAGGGGAAUGAUUGAAAAUUUGUGGGCAUCUCAAUAAACUCCUGUGUACAGAUUGCUUUCCCUCAGUUUUAUUAGCAGGUUCUGAAACACUGAUCAAUGUCCUUUCCAGCUCGAGCUCAGGAUGCUGCAAAAAAGGAGAAAAAGUGUUUGCCCAGAGGUAGCAUCAGAGUGGUAAGAAAUGUCAUUUGUGCUCAGGCAGAAUCCUACAUUCCAGCCUGUCACACUGAAUUUCUGAGCUCUGUGGAUGGAUUAAAGACAGGGCAGGCUCUGAAAAUCAUUCCCUUUUACCUUGUAGUGGAGAAGCCUUUCCCUGGAGGCCUUCUGGACCUUGCUAGGAUCAUAUUUAACAAGACCACACAAGUUCACACUUUUCUACUGCAGACCAAUCUUCUCCCAGAGCUCAAAUGCAAAUUAAUUCAGUAAAACCCUUUCAGAGCCUUUUACACAGCGUUGUGUGUCAUUAUCUCCAGAGGGAUGCAGCUUGAAUUGUUCACACAAAGUCACAAUAUUGACACAGAGCUGUUGGUGUUGCAUUUUGAGCAUUGCCCUGACUGUGAUGAACUUUUCCUCCUGAGGGAAUUUGAUCCCCAGUCCCAUCACAGGUACCUUCAGAGGGCUCAGCAGGCCCAGCCCCAGCUCAGAGAGCACCUUAUGGAGGAAAACUGAAUUCCCUGUGUCCUGUGUGACCAAGGUAAGGAAGAACUUUAAAACUUCUUUCUUGAUGGGAUCCCCUAUUCCCUAUAAAGAUAGGGGCACUAAAAUUAAAAUGCUGAUCAAACCAAUGUUUUUUACAGUGAUUUAAGGCAAAUUUCCUCUUUGUUUAUGGGAUGGACACUGUCUGCACUCAGGAGAAUGUGUGUCUGUUAUAUAUAUUGUGUAUAUUUGUAGUGUAGCAUUCCCUUGAGGAGGAUUGCCACUAACAUCUGUGGAAGGAAACUUGCUGCUGGUUCAGAGACUUGCUCAGAGCUCUGGCUGUGCACAAUUGGAAUUUUGUAGCUGUUUCUGUUUAUUUACCCUGUGGAAGAGUGUUUUCUCUGAACCCUUCUGGUGACAAAAAGAUGUAAAUGAGUGACACACAGAGCAUGGACAGCCCAGCUCUGGUAAAAUGUCUGUGCCCUCCCCUUGUGGUACAAAUCCAGCCCAGGCUGUCCAGAGCAGAGCCUGUGCUCUGUCCUUGGGGACAGGGAGCUCCCAGCUGUGCCCCUGGGUGUGUGCAGACCCUCUCCUGAGUUAAAGCAAGGGAAAGGCAGACAUUCCUCUAGCUCCCAGCUGUGCCCCUGGGUGUGUGCAGACCCCUCUCCUGAGUUAAAGCGAGGGAAAGGCAGACAUUCCUCUGCAGGGGUCCCUGGGUGUGUGCAGACCCCUCUCCUGAGUUAAAGCAAGGGAAAGGCAGACAUUCCUCUAGCUCCCAGCUGUGCCCCUGGGUGUGUGCAGACCCCUCUCCUGAGAUAAAUCAAGGGAAAGGCAGACAUUCCUCUGCAGGGGUCCCUGGGGCACGGCCCACUCUGAGCUGUGCUGGGCUCUGGGAGAGGCCAGAGUUCAAUUAUUGCCAGAAAUGCUGGAUAACCCUGGCCUGGCUCCCAGGAAUGUGUGUGGGAUCCAUCAGUGCCUUUCUGCUCCUCAGAGACCCAAAUCACAACUGUCUGCAGUAAUGGAUCUUCCCCCAGGGCUGGCAGUGAGUUUUCAGGUGUGACUGUGCACAAGAUUUAAUUAAUAUCUUUUCAAUCAGAUUGCAAUGACAACCAACGUCUCUCUUUUUUUUCUUGUUUUUUUCCUGUGACAGACAAUAAUGUUUCACAAAACAAAAGGUAAAAUGUCAGGAGUGAUUACACAAAUGAUGGAGUAGAUUUUAGCAGAAUUAAAUCGUAACUCCUACGAGCAAUAUGGGAAUGUCUUCCAUCUAAUGGGACUUACAUAAUCAUCAUUAAUGAGGGGAUUUUAAAGGGGCCCCAUGAUACAGUUUGAUGUAAAAUUUUAAGUGAGUGUUGUGAUAAGACAUCAUUGUUUGAGGAGCAUAUUCUGCCAGUGGAAAAAUGUUCCUGCCAACAGGCUCCUCUUCUUCUUGAGGUACAUCUUUGGAGCUCAUUGAAAUCUAUAUUGGGGUAAGGAGAAUUCAUUGUAGUAUAAAUUAAAUAAAAAGAAAUUUAAAAUACCCAGUCUGGGGUGUGUGAAUGCUUCAUAUCCAGCCCUUCUCUGGUAGAAGUUCCUGGUGGAAGUCAGCAAUAAUUCUGAUUCAGCUGCCAUUGACCUCGGGGGUGUUACUGAGCUGCUGGUAUUGCAUGGAAUCUGCAAAUGACUUGCAGGUGCUAACAGGAUUCAUUUUUGCUAC